Notechis scutatus (mainland tiger snake) is the source of this 1281-nucleotide messenger RNA. It is a transcript of the gene SLC24A5, whose product is annotated as solute carrier family 24 member 5. The record is from RefSeq and is a predicted model, not a curated record. Gene Ontology annotation, cellular component: membrane; trans-Golgi network. Gene Ontology annotation, molecular function: calcium, potassium:sodium antiporter activity; calcium channel activity. Gene Ontology annotation, biological process: calcium ion transmembrane transport; melanocyte differentiation; intracellular calcium ion homeostasis. Lineage: Eukaryota; Metazoa; Chordata; Lepidosauria; Squamata; Elapidae.
AUCAUCAUUUUUUACAUGUUCCUGGCAGUGGCCAUAGUCUGUGAUGACUACUUCCUCCCAGCGUUGGAGAUGAUCAGUCAGACUCUUGGCCUCUCUCAAGAUGUAGCAGGAGCAACCUUCAUGGCAGCUGGCAGUUCCGCUCCUGAAUUAGUCACCGCCUUUCUUGGUGUUUUUGUCACAAAGGGCGAUAUUGGGGUCAGCACUAUUCUUGGCUCCGCCAUCUACAAUCUUCUCGGCAUCUGUGCAGCCUGUGGACUCUUAGCUGGCAUGGUUUCGCACCUGUCUUGCUGGCCAUUGUUCAGAGAUUGCUUGGCUUACAUUAUUAGUGCUGGGGCAGUUCUUGCCAUGAUUGUGGACAACCAAGUUUAUUGGUACGAAUGUGCUUCACUCCUGUUGAUAUAUGGACUCUAUAUUUUAGUACUCUGCUUUGACAUUAAAAUCAACCAAUAUUUCAUGAGCAAAUUUAGUCCUUGCUGCACCUGUUUCUUGAUGAUCACGGAAGAGGCCGAAGACCAGCCACUGUCAGGAUGGAGGGACGAGACUCAACCUCUCGUUCGGCGACAAUCAAGAUCAGACAAUGACAUUUUUCACGAGUCUGAUUACACUCAACUUUCAGCAAGCUUACAUGGACCUGAUACCAUUUCUGAAGAUCCCCCAAGCGUGUUCACCGUGCCUGAAGCAGAUCUGAAGAGAGUUCUGUGGGUGCUUGCCCUUCCCAUCAUCACUGUACUAUAUCUGACGAUUCCAGACUGCAGAAAACCCUUUUGGAAAAAGUGCUUCAUGCUUUCCUUCUUUAUGUCGGCAGUGUGGAUUUCUGCUUUUACAUACAUUCUUGUAUGGAUGGUGACCAUAGUGGGGGAAACCCUGCAUAUUCCUGAAACUAUAAUGGGCCUUACGCUACUAGCAGCUGGAACCAGCAUUCCAGACACAAUUGCCAGUGUUCUCGUGGCUAAAAGAGGGAAAGGAGAUAUGGCCAUGGCGAACAUUGUAGGAUCCAAUGUGUUUGAUUUGUUGUGCUUGGGGUUACCUUGGUUUAUAAAAACUGCCUUUGUUGACCCAUCAGGCCCUGUGCUUGUGAACAGCAGCGGGUUGACCUAUACUGCCAUUUCUCUCAUUUGUUCUAUUGUUUUUAUUUUUCUGGCCGUUCAUCUGAAUGGCUGGAAAUUAGACAAAAAACUGGGAGCCAUUUCCCUUCUGAUGUACGUAGCCUUUGCCACGUUAUCAAUUCUGUAUGAACUUGGAAUCAUAGGGAACAAUCCAAUAAAGAAUUGUGGCAACUAA